Molecule: messenger RNA, 150 nt
Organism: Dentiscutata erythropus
Lineage: Eukaryota; Fungi; Glomeromycota; Glomeromycetes; Diversisporales; Gigasporaceae
Source: the annotation of a GenBank genome assembly
UGUGACGAAAAAGUUUUAAAAAGUAAAGAAAGAGAAGGGGUAAGAGAGGGGCGAAAGAAGAGUGGGAGAAUGGAUGGGAAAGUGGAAGUGAAAAAUGGGAUGAGGGAGUGGGACGGAAAAAAGGGUGGAAAAGAGGGAUGGGGAAGGUGA